Molecule: messenger RNA, 228 nt
Organism: Funneliformis mosseae
Lineage: Eukaryota; Fungi; Glomeromycota; Glomeromycetes; Glomerales; Glomeraceae
Source: the annotation of a GenBank genome assembly
AUGUCAGGAAUAAAUCCUUCCUCCGAUCAUGUUUCUUCAUUGGAGACUUCAUCAACAGAUAUGGUGGGCGGUCCAACGGCUGGAGACAAGUAUGAAGAUACAAGACAUUUAAAUUAUGGUCAAUCAAAAAGUUCAGAAUCAGAAGAUUUAAAAUCUAGCCCUCGUCCUGUGCCAAUUCGUCGUCAUUCUAUAUCAUCGGAUUCAAAACCUGUAACGUCAUCUCGAUAG